Messenger RNA from Gambusia affinis (western mosquitofish), 830 nucleotides. It is a transcript of the gene ccdc25, whose product is annotated as coiled-coil domain containing 25. The record is from RefSeq and is a predicted model, not a curated record. NCBI's taxonomy places the organism in Eukaryota, Metazoa, Chordata, Actinopteri, Cyprinodontiformes, Poeciliidae. The coding region runs from base 137 to 760 and encodes 207 amino acids. The transcript is spliced from 9 exons.
CUAACAACUUCCGGGUCAGUCCGUACAUGAGUAAAGUGACACUAGCAACGAACAGUGAACUCACAAGUUUUUCUCUUUAUUUGUAGUUAAUUCAUCAACUAAGUUUGUCAUAUUAAUAUAUUAUCUGUGUUUUAAAAUGGUGCUUUACUUCACAAGUGCCGUGGUGGACCCUCCAUUCACAAUCUACAUGGGAAAAGAUAAAUAUGAAAAUGAGGAUCUCAUUAAAUAUGGUUGGCCCGAAGACAUCUGGUUUCACGUUGACAAACUCUCUUCAGCUCAUGUUUAUCUAAGAAUGCCAAAGGGUAAAACCAUAGACGAUAUUCCUCCAGAGGUGCUGGUAGACUGUGCACAGCUGGUGAAGAACAACAGCAUCCAGGGCUGUAAGAUGAACAACAUCAACGUGGUUUACACGGCGUGGGCCAACCUGAAGAAAACAGGAGACAUGGAUGUUGGACAAAUUGGCUUUCACAAACAGAAAGAGGUGAAGCUUGUUGCUGUGGAGAAGAAGAUCAAUGAAAUCGUAAACCGCCUGGAGAAGACAAGAGAAGAGCGCUUCCCGGAUCUGGCAGCAGAGAAGGAAGCGAGGGAUCAGGAGGAGAGAAAUGAGAAGAAAGCUCAAGUCCAGGAGCAGAAAAGGAGGGAGAAAGAAGAGCAGAAGAAGAAAAAAGAAAUGGAAGAGCUCAGGAAUUAUACAUCACUGAUGAAGAGUGAAAACAUGAAAACUAACGAGGAUGGCUAUGACUCGGACGACUUCAUGUGAUGCCUGAAAAUACGACAGGAAGCUCGGGCUCCCCUGCUGCCAUCGCUUUACAGACUUUGAAUGAACGAAA